This is a messenger RNA of Monopterus albus (swamp eel), 2283 nucleotides long. RefSeq names its product cullin-associated NEDD8-dissociated protein 1-like. The coding region runs from base 22 to 2283 and encodes 753 amino acids. Lineage: Eukaryota; Metazoa; Chordata; Actinopteri; Synbranchiformes; Synbranchidae. The transcript is spliced from 15 exons. The record is from RefSeq and is a predicted model, not a curated record. Gene Ontology annotation, biological process: SCF complex assembly.
GACAGCUGUCAGAGCACCGACAUGUCGAUUGUGUCCUACCACAUCUCCAACCUGUUGGAGAAAAUGACGUCCACCGACAAAGACUUUAGGUUCAUGGCCACCAAUGACCUGAUGCUGGAGCUGCAGAAAGACAGCAUUAAACUGGACGAGGACAGUGAGAGGAAAGUGGUGACCAUGCUGCUCAAACUGCUGGAGGACAAGAACGGAGAGGUGCAGAACCUGGCUGUGAAAUGCCUGGCCCCUCUGGUGACCAAGGUGAAGGAGCCGCAGGUGGAGAUGAUGGUGGACGUGCUGUGUUCGAACAUGAUGUCAGAGAGGGAGCAGCUGAGGGACAUUUCCAGCAUGGGGCUGAAGACCGUGAUCGCAGAGCUGCCGCGGUCUUCAGCAGGUUUGACUCUGACAGCCGGUGUGUGUAGGAAGAUUACUGCCCAGCUGAUCACGGCCAUGGGGAAACAGGAAGAUGUGUCAGUGCAGUUAGAGGCUCUGGACAUCCUGUCGGACAUGUUGGGAAGGCUGAGUGGAGCGCUGGUCAGUUUCCACAGCUCCCUGCUCUCCAGUCUGCUGCCUCAGCUAACCAGCCCCAGAAUGGCUGUCAGGAAGCGCUCCAUCUUAGCUCUCGGUCACCUGGUGCCCUGCUGUAGCCCCGCCAUCUUCUCCCAGCUGACUGAACACCUGAUGACAGAGCUGGCCAAGGGCCCUCCCACGUCGAUGACCAGGACGUACAUCCAGUGCCUAGCCACGAUUAGCCAGCAGGGCGGCCAUCGUGUUGGAGAACAUUUAGAGAAGCUGAUCCCCAUGGUGGUGAAGUUCACUAGUGUGGAGGACGAUGAGCUGAGAGAAUAUAGUUUCCAGGCUUUUGAAGCCUUUAUACGCAGAUGUCCAAAGGAGAUGUCGCCCCACGUCGCCACGGUGACUCAGCUUUGUCUUAAGUUUAUGACCUUUGACCCCAACUACAACUAUGAUGAUGAGGAGGAGGAGGAAGAGGAAGAGGAGGAAGAUAGAAUGGACGUUGAGGAGGGGAUUGAUGAAGAAUCAGACGACGAGUACAGUGAUGAUGACGAUAUGAGCUGGAAGGUGCGACGCUCCUCCAUCAAGUGCCUGGAGGCGCUGAUCAGCACACGGCGAGACCUCCUCCUCUCCUUCUACUCCUCCAUCUGCCCCGCUCUGCUCGCCAGAUUCAAGGAGCGCGAGGAGAACGUCAGGGCGGACGUCUUUGCUGCUUUUUCAACGCUGCUGAGGCAAACACGCGUGGGGUCGAGUCACCACGGCCUCAUCACGGCUGGGUCAGACUCAGCAGCGAGCAGAGAGGAGGAGCCGGCAGUCGCCAUGCUGAAGAAGCAGGUGCCGGUGAUAGUGAAGGCUCUCCACAGACAGCUGAAGGAGAAGAGCAUCAGGUCUCGACAGGGCUGCUUCAGCCUCCUCACUGAACUGGCUCACACUGUGCCUGGAGCCUUGGAGCAGCAUAUACCUGCUCUCAUACCUGGAAUAGUCUUCUCCCUGACAGAUAAGUCCACCUCCUCCACCUUGAGGAUCGAUUCUCUCUCCUUCUUCCACGUCCUCCUCCUCUCCCACCCUCCUCAAGCCUUUCAACCACACAUGCAGGUGCUGCUGCCUCCGGUGGUGGCCUGUGUCGAAGACUCUUUCUACAAGAUCACCUCGGAGGCUCUGCUGGUCACGCAGCAGCUGGUCAGAGUGAUGAGGCCACAGGGACAGGGCGCCACAGUGGGAGGAUUCGACCCCAGACCGUUUGUCAGAGAGGUGUUUUCUGUAACAAUGAAGAGGCUGAAGGCAACAGACAUCGACCAGGAAGUGAAAGAGAGGGCCAUUUCCUGUAUGGGUCACCUGGUGUGUCACCUUGGCGACCACCUGGGGGCGGAGCUGCAAGGCAUUUUGGCAAUCUUUCUGGACAGGUUAAAGAAUGAGAUUACGAGACUGACGGCAGUGAGGACCAUCACCCUGGUCGCUGCAUCUCCAGUGAAGACUGACCUGUCAUCCAUCCUGUCUGAAGCUCUGUCUGUGCUGGGGUCUUUCUUGAGAAAGAACCAGCGGGUUCUGAAGCUCAGCACGCUGGCGUGUCUGACAGCGCUGGUCACACAUCACACUGCUGGCAUCAAACCUUCAGCUCUGGAGCCUGUGCUGGGUGAAGUCCCUUCUUUGGUGGAUGAGAGUGACAUGCAGCUGCCAGCAUCAAACUGGCAGCCCUGGAGCCUGUGCUGGAUCAAACCUUUCUUCUCCAGUCCCCUCUGUCCGCCGCCGGCUCCGCCUCCCCCGGCCGGCCCUUGA